CCGCCCCCAGAGCCUCAGAGUAAUCUGUCCAGGACGCCUUCAGAGAUAUAUCGGAAGGAAUCCCUCAAGGAUGGCGGCAGCCCAGUGCCUUGCUGGUGGGAAGAAGGCAGCCAAGAAGAUACGGCACUGGAAAACAACAGCCCUGGACCACCACAGCAACCCCGCCACAAAUCCACUUUAGACAACCCAGAUCAAGAGGUGGAAGGAGGUGAUGAUGAUCAGGAGACCUGGACACCUGCACAGCCUUCUGCAACACAGCAAAAUCAGCAACAGCAGCCCAAGAAGGGCGGCUCGGAACAGCAACCGCCGCCACCACAACAGCAGCAGGAGCAGGAACAGCAGCAGCAGCAGCAGCAGCCGUCGAAGCCAGCGCCGAAACUGAACGACAUCCGCAACAAGUGGGAGUCGAAGAUACAGGACGAGAACGUGGAGCGCCAGAAGCGCCUCAGCUUCCACCAGAAACAGCAGAAGAAGCAGCAGCAGCAGGAGAAGAACGAGAACGCGGCAGACGACAAUUUGGAAAACGAGGUCAACAACCAAAUGAACAAAGAGGUCAGGGUUCCCAGAGACGGGUUCGGUCGUCAGCUCAGUAGUACUACUCAGGAUUCGGAGAAGGCGACUCGGAGAGAGAGACCGACUCAGAACGAUCAGACCAAUCGGCAGUCGAAUCGAGAACCUGAGAAGUUGACUCAGAAUGAGAAGACCAAUCGUCAGCAGGUUCGAGAACCGGAAAAGCCGAGUCCAAGAGGUAGCAAGAUCAGCCAGAAUGAUAAACCCAGUCUGAGUCGUGAACCCGACAAAGUGACUCCGAAAGAUAAUAAGACCAGUCAGAACGAGAGGCUGAAUAAGAACGAGCCGCAGAAGAAAGAGAUGACGAAACCCCAGGCAGAUCAGAAGCAAGCCGAGAAAAGAGGCGCUCAAUUCGGCCCCUCCAAGAACCAAAAAGAGCCCGAAAAGAACGCAACCAAUAACAAAGAGCCGCCCAAACGCGACGCCCCGAGCGCAGCAAACCAGACCUCGAGACCCCAGGAUGCCAAAACCAAUCUGAGCAGGAAUGUGAAAGAGAAAGAGGAACCGAAGAAGAAAGAGGAACCCGCUAAAGGUAACAAGGAACCUCCGCCGCAGACCAAGAAGCCCAUGACGGCCCUGGAAGAGAUGAAGAUGAAACAGGAGGCCAUCGUCAACAGGGCUCAGGCACGCCUCGACAAAGAUGGCCGACCGAAGGAAGAGUUGAAAUCGAUACUGAAACCCGUCGAUCAGAGAAGAUUUGGCGGCCAGGAUCAAGCGAGGGAUACCAGAAAUGCCAAGGCAGAGCCGAACAAUCGAUACACAAACAAACCGACGGUUAAUGAAAAGAUCGUCAAAUCUGCCAACCUAGAUGUCCCUCAUUUAAAGGAAGAAAGUAAUUCACGGUGUUCUUCACCAUUCGUAGAAGAGCAGUGGGGUACCCCACAAGAGCACUGGAUACCAAGUACUCCCAAACCCGGAGUGAAAAUUGUAACCAAAAAGCAAGAGGAAGAAUCAGAGUCAGAGGAAGAGGAAUCAGAGGAAGAGGAGUCUGAGGAAGAAGAAACAGAAUCUGAGGAAGAAUCCGAAGAGGAAGAAACGGAUGAUGACGAAGAGGAAGAGACGGAUGAAAGCGAAGAAGAAAAGAAGCCUGUACCCAAGAAUGACAAGCCCAAGGCUCAGCCUGCUAAGGCAAAUGAUCAGCCUGAGCAAACACAGCCCGAAGGCUUUCUGGAAAAAGAACCAGUUACAGAGUCGUCUGUGGCUGUAGAUGUUGCCUCUCAACAACUUCAGUCUCAUCCUCCCCCUGUUACAAACGAAACAAGUCUGUCUGAUUUGCUGGAAACCAUUGACAUCGAAGUGGCAGAAAAGCCUGAACCGUUAGGCAAUUCAAAACAGCCCAACUCAGACGUCCAGAUUCCAAAGCAAGACAUGUCCGAGGAAGUCGUCGCCAAGUCAGAGGAAGUUGUCGCCAAGUCAGAGGAAGUUGUCGCCAAGUCAACAGAGACCCCUGAGGAAAGGAAAGCAACCUCUGUUGACGUUAAGGAUGUCGCUAAUGAUGCCAACGAAGAAAUAACCAAGUCUUUCCAGAAGGAUGAUUUCAUUAACAACUAUGAGGCAACUCAAGACUCGGACGAUAAUCUUAGUGAGAGGGCAGAUAGCAGCUUUGCCCUUAAGGACGAGUCCAACUUUGACUCCUACGUCAAAAGCCAGGAUUACGAAGCCGAUGAUGAGUCGUUUGAAAAGCCCAAAUUCACAAUUCUUGGCGAAUACAUAGGCGACCAAGAGGAAACUCCAGAUGCUGACGACAUCAUUGCUCAAAUCCAAGCACAGUUUCCCAAAAGAGGUGAAGAGGGCUUCGAUAAAGUGUUAGAGGAUAAAGUUUCGAGACCUAGGGCUAAUAGAUUCAAGGACAUGGACGAAGAGCCCAAUUGGUGGGAGAAGACGAACGAGGAUGACACAGUGCAUCGACUGAAGCCAAAGAUGCAGGAUGACAACGAGGGGGGCUGGUGGUGGGAACAGCCGGAGGAGGAGGAAGAGGAGGAGGUUGUUCAACAGCCCUAUAAACCAAAGAUGGUGGACGACGAAGGUUGGUGGUGGGAGAAACAGGAAGAGGAGGAACAAACGACAAAACCAAAGAAAGACCCAAAGCAGAUGUGGUGGGAGAAACCGUCUGAUGACACAUCGGACAAGGAGGAGGAGGAUGAUGGAGACACAUGGUGGAAGACGUGGGAUACGGUCUUAGAGCAAGAUUUUCUUAAGCAACACCCUGAGAUGGCCCUGAUAAAACCCGUAGCUCACUCAGUUUAUAUGCUAAAAGAGAAAUAUUAUAAGUGGAAGUCAGAACAGAGAUUGGAGCCGACCCGCAUCAAGUUGUCAAAGUUGAGAGAGGUCAAAAACGCCAGACUGCCGUGGUUAGCUGACGACUUUGAAGAUCCGACGUCAGACUCCAGCAAGGUUCCAUGGUGGGAACAGGACACGAGAGACUUCAACAAGAACAAUAAAAUACCACCACCUCCACCCAUGCCUGGAAUCCCACCACCACCUCCGAUGCCAGGGGUCCCGCCACCCCCACCACCUCCUCCAGGAGUGAAGUUCAACAAGAAGCCUAUGUCAGAGUCCCAGAAAGCUCACCUGGAAAAUAUAAAAAAGGCUGUCAGAACCAGACCUGACUGGAACACUGUUCUGAAGCACAUUGAGGGCGGCACGAAACUGAGACACGUUAAUCCUGGAGAAAAAAGUGACAGAUCUCAACCUAUUCUGCCAAAAUCUCGAGGCAAAGGAGGAAAUUUCGUCUACGAGUCGGAGAAGCCCAACGCCCACAAUGAGCUGCUACGAGAGAUCCACAGGGGUGUUAGGCUGAGAAAAGCAAAAACGGAUGACAGAAGUAGACCAGAUUUCAAAGCACUAGGUCUGCGUAAGUUGCGUCGCCAGCUCACGACAGAAGAGAAGAAGCAGCAACCACCAAUGGAAGCGAUGCCUUCCUCGUCUGACGAGGAAGAGGACAUCGACCACAUGAGAGAUGACUUGCAGGCAACCAAAAGCCAACUUGCUGAAGAGAUCAAGAACAGGAAGAAGAUUGAGAGAGAAAACAAGUUACUCAAGAUUGAUGUCGAAGCCUUGCAGGCAGAAGUCAAGAAACUGAAGAGGCAAAUAAGGGAAUCAGGAGACCACAAACCCCUCUUGAAUGGCGAAGCAGAUGAAAUUGUGCCUAAAUUAGAGAAAUCCAUGAGCAAGUUGCGCAUGCGUGAUGAGGACGCCCUCGACUUCUCGGAGUUAGACAAUCUGGAAACUGAAAUCAACAAUUUGAAAGGUCAAGUCGACUUCCAUAAGAAGCAAGCAGAUGAGUAUUUAGACAAAUAUGAAGAGGUCACGCAGAAACUAAUUGUAUCUGAAAACACUGCAGAAGAAUGGGAACUGCGUGGCACCUAUUAUGAGAAGAAGUUCAAGGCUCUCCAAAAGGAACAGAACAUUGAGCUUCCUGACAUUGAAACUGUGGGCAUCCAGACAGACCCAGUCGAAAUCGAUGGGGCACCACCAUCUUCACCUACCACUGCUAAUGACGCACAACCAUUCCCAAUUUUACCCAACAAAUCAGGAAGCAGGAGAAGUUUCUCAUCAUUCAACCGAAUGGAAAGCUUCAAGGAAGAAGAAGAGGGGGAGGAUGCAGAAGACGAAGCAGAGUCUGAAGAAGAGGAAGAGGAGGAAGAAGAAGAGGAGGAGGAGGAAGAAGAAGAAGAGGAGGAGCAGCAGGAUGGUGAAGUGGACGAAGAGAAAGCUGCAGCAAAAGCACAACAGAAGAAAGAGGAACGCGAACUCAAGCUGUGGACAAACAAAUUGGACCACCUCAAAGAAAAGGGACAGAACAUCAAGAAUGACAGGAACAGCAUGAGGGAGAAGAUCAAAGGUUAUUUCAAACAAAUGAGAGAGGAACGACAGGAGUACCUCAAGAAAAAGGAGGAACUGGAGGAGCUAGCCAAGUGUCUGAAGGAGGACGAAGAGGAAGACGAAGAAGAGGAAGAGGAGGAGGAGGAAGAGGAACAACUCCCAGUAGAGAAUGAAGGGAAUGGGUGGUGGUUCGAUGAACCCACUCAGAAGCCAAAGGUGCUCAAGAGGAGGAAAAAGAAGAAAGGCAACACUAAUGCAGAUGACGAAGAGGUGAAUGAAUUUUCGACCUUAGAUGACCCUGUGUGGAGUGAAUCAGAGGAGGAAGAGAGUGAAUCAGAUGACGAAGAGGCCAGUUUUCAGACCAGGCUCGAGAGCCUCAAGGACAGAACGCAGAAGCAUGAGGAGGCCACGAGUGCUAAGAAGAAGGACAACUACAUGCUCAAGACCCAGAUUGAACGCUGCGAGGACAUGCUGGCCGUCGAGAAACUCAGACACAAGAGACUAGACGAAGAACUACAGAUGUUGCUAUCAGAAGUCUCGUAGCGAUGCCCUGUGUGAUAUAAAUUUCGAGAUUAGUGAUAAUGGCAUAGAUGAUCUGAAAUAUUUUUUCUAGGGAAGCCAAGGGCACUGGGAGCUUUGUUGGCUGGUAUAAUGCAUGAGUACAAGCUUUGCGCACAAAUGCCUUCCUAUUUUUUUCUUAUGAUUGUUGACGGUGUGAUAGUAGACAGCAAAUACCAUAAUAAUAUCGAAAACAAGAAGGAAAGAAAGAGGGAGAAAAAUGUAGGAGGAUGAGAGAAUGAGGCAGAAUCCAGAAUUCUGCCCAGGAGAAUCAACGUUACCCAGUUAUUGCGUAAGUAUAUAUUUAUUUUUAUUAAAGAAUGAAGUGUCUACUUAUUAUACUUCCCUCUCCUUCGAAGUAUGAGCUGUAACUGCUGCUGCAGAGCGUGAAUGGUCACUGGCAUAAAUGCGUGCGUGUGUCUCUGUCUCUGCCUCUUUCCUUCCUUCUGAUUGGCCUAGGAUAGCACGCUCAUUUUGAAUAAAAUGAAUGGGUUGAUUAGGAUAGGUAUCGGAGCUUUAGGAUUAGAGCUACAUGCUACGUGUAUGAUAUUCUCUGAAUGAGUGAAUCUUUGGGAGUUUUGCCAAAAUGUGUACAUGUGAUGUGAAUGACAGUUAUGGUGCUGAUGGUGAGACGUUUCAGUUCUUAACAUUCUCAUUCUAAAUAAUGCAGGCAGAAUUCACAUCACCCUGUGGGAGGUGUCACUUCAUAUUACCCAUUGGGUGGUGUAGCUUAACAUUUUAUACACCACCCUGUAGAGGUGUUACUUGAGAUUCACAUCACCCUGUGGGUAAUGUAACUUAAUAUUCUACACCACUUUGUGGGAGGUAUCAGGGCAAUAUUACCUAUACACCAUGGGAGGUCUCACUUAAAAUGUGACACUACCAUUUGGGAGGCGUCACUCAAGAUUUCCACAUCCUGUGGGAGGUGCCUCUUCUUCAAGAUUUAGUGUCAUCUCUCCUUCGAGAUGGUUUUUGUUUUCUCUCACUCGAUGUUGUCUUGCAGUAUAUGAUUUAUUAAUAUACGAUUAACAUGCAUGGAAUAUUAAGAAGCUAAAGUGGUUCACAACUCUAAUAAAAAUUUAAAAAUUAAA
This is a messenger RNA of Macrobrachium nipponense, 6044 nucleotides long. RefSeq names its product trichohyalin-like. NCBI's taxonomy places the organism in Eukaryota, Metazoa, Arthropoda, Malacostraca, Decapoda, Palaemonidae. Gene Ontology annotation, molecular function: actin binding. The record is from RefSeq and is a predicted model, not a curated record.